GGAUUGUUUACUGACUAUGACUGUGUCGUUGUCAUGACGUGGACCGUCUGCCUCCAGCGUCGCGGUUUCCGGUUCUUGAGACACAGUGAAGUAGUACCGGGGCUGACACGGUGUCCGUUUAACUGGGAUUCAAGUGCAAUAAUGGCCAUGAUGAUGUGGUGACCUAGGCUGGGCCAGGCCAUGAGAUGAUUGCAAUUUUGCACAGAGAAAGGACGCAGCAGAGAGACUGAGAAAGAAGAAUGGGCAGGAGCAUCUGGGGCUUCUGGCAAAGCAUCGUUUCUACUGCAGUGCUCUAUGGCUCUUUGGCUCUCUUCACCUCCAUCCUCCACAAUGUCUUCCUGCUUUACUACGUGGAGACAUUUGUGUCCGUCUACAAGAUUGAUAAGAUAUCCUUCUGGGUGGGAGAGACAGUUUUCCUGAUAUGGAACAGUUUGAAUGACCCACUUUUUGGCUGGCUGAGUGAUCGCUCCCUCCUCAGCUGUCCCCAGUCAGGCUCUCAGAUCACAUCUCCAGAGGUAGUGUUGAAGCGUCUGAGGGCCCUCUCUACCAAUGGCCCUCUCUUCGCUCUGUCAUUCCUGGCCUUCUGGGUGGCGUGGGCCAGGCCGGGCCUCCAGUUCCUGCUCUGCUUGUGUCUGUACGAUGGUUUCCUCACCAUGGUUGACCUUCAACACAGCGCCCUGAUGGCCGACCUGGCCGUGUCAGCCUCUGACCGCACCCGCCUCAACUUCCACUGCUCAGUGUUCAGUGCUGUGGGCUCAGUCUCCGUCUUUCUCUCCUACUCUUUCUGGGACAAGGAGGAUUUCUACUCGUUCCGUCUCUUCUGUAUGGCCCUGGCAGCCUUUUCCAUCCUGGGAUUUUUCGUGGUUUCCAGAAUGCUGAAGCAUCGCUUUCAACAGGAACUGCAUCCGAAGCAGGACGAGGCAGUGACGCUCAAAGAGCCCAACGUUGGCCACAUUCCACUGAACCAACUGGAAAAACCAGUCACUAUCAGUUUGUACCUCAAACAGCUGUCCAAACACAGGAACUUCAUGUGGUUUGUUUCUAUGAACCUUGUUCAGGUGUUUCACUGCCACUUCAACAACAACUUCUUCCCUCUUUUCCUUGAACACCUCCUUUCUGACAACAUCUCUGCCUCUACAGGUUCUAUUUUACUGGGAAUCUCAUACAUUGCCCCCCAUCUGAACAACCUGUAUUUCCUAACACUGUGCCAACGUUAUGGGGUUUACCAGGUUAUUCGGUGGCUAUUCAUGGUCAAACUGGGACUUAGUUUGGUUAUGAUGCUGGCAGGAGCGGACCACAUAUACCUGCUGUGCAUCUUUAUUGCGAGUAAUCGGGUGUUUACAGAGGGCACGUGCAAGCUGCUAAAACUGGUCAUCUCCGACCUGGUGGAUGAAGACUAUGUGCUCAACCGUCGUCAGCAGGCCGCCUCUGCUCUCCUCUUUGGAAUGGUUGCCUUAUUGACCAAACCCGGCCAGACAUUUGCGCCGCUCAUUGGCACCUGGCUGCUUUGUGUUUACACAGGAUAUGACAUUUUUGAAAGGCAGUCUGCGAAGGACUCAUUAAUUUCAGUGCCUGACGUUGCUUCUGGCUCAGGGACUCCACCUUUACGUCUGGGCUGCUUCUACAUGUUGGUGUUUGUGCCUAUCACCUGUGCCCUGCUGCAGCUAGUGGCCUGGUCACGCUUCACUCUUCAUGGCCGAAAACUGCAAGGAAUCAAGAACAUGAGGCAGUCAACCCAGCACGGCCACCUAAUCGAUGUCAAGGCCAUAUGAACAGUUUAAAGCUGCACACAGACACUUUUUUGAAUAAAAGAGUUUUACAAUUGUUGGAUAAAUGCUAGAACAUUACGAAGCAGGAAACCACUGUCAUUAGUUCUGGACACCUUGUGAUCGAGGAUAUGGUCACCAAACAGUGUGACGGAGAGCACAAUGGAAAAUCUACAAUGGGCUGACAAAUGCCGCAGGAAGGAACAUUUUCUUUAGUAAAACUUUAUGAAUCUUGCCUUAUUUUUAUAUUACAGUAUUGACCCAUAUUUAUAUUGAAGAGGUGACCAAAAGAUGAGGUGCAAUCAAUCAGUUUGAAUGUGUCCUACAAUCUUAGAGAAUACACAUUAGCGACAUCUGGUGGUCCAUUAAAUGAUGUUUUCAAACGUUAUUAACAGGAGUUUUAAAGAUAAAUGUUGAAGUGUCGCUGUGUUGGUUCUGCAUGGAUCCUUAAAUUCAGACGUGAAUUUAAUAGUAGUUGUGUUUUGGGUUGUUUUUUUUUCGGACACAGAAUGUCUUGCCAUUUUGACAUUAAUACUGUGCUUCUUCUGUGAUUUUGUUUUUGCACAAAGACUGCCAUUUGUUUGUCAGACUUCUAACAUUCUAAUUUUGAACAGCUUUAUAUAUGGUCAUAAUACAAUGCUUUAAUUAAAUUACAUUUGUAACUCUUUCAAAACUUCACUUUUGUAAUUUUUUAAUGGCUUCAUGUUUAAGUCCAAACUUAAUUGUGCCAAAAUACACUUUAUAAACCAAA
Molecule: messenger RNA, 2517 nt
Organism: Cynoglossus semilaevis (tongue sole)
Lineage: Eukaryota; Metazoa; Chordata; Actinopteri; Pleuronectiformes; Cynoglossidae
Gene: slc68a1a
Product: major facilitator superfamily domain containing 13A
Exons: 9
Coding region: 240-1772 (510 amino acids)
Source: RefSeq, a predicted model, not a curated record